UGACGGUGAGGGAAGGGCUCCUCCAGUAGUUACCCGAUGAUCGUCCCCCCAGUCCUUAUGGCACCCUCCUCAAACCGCUAGCUGGCAGCCCACUAUGCAGAUGCGUACAAAGCAGCCCAUAUUUUGGAUUGGUUCAUCGAUCGUAGCAAUUUCGUGAAGAUGCGAGCCUCUUCGGAGCUGUGAAGCGGCGUGGGAAAGCAAACACAGAAAGCAAACACACGUAGACCCGGUCGGAUCCAACUGCUACAGCCUCGUUGGUACUCUUCAAAGAUGCCUGAGGUCCGGGACCUUUCUGAAGCUUUGCCAGAGAUGCCGAUGGACCCGAUCACUGGAGUUGGAGUGGUAGCCUCCAGGAACAGGGCACCCACAGGAUAUGAUGUGGUUUCUACAACAACAGAUGGCCUGGAUGCUGACCUGUGGAAGGAUGGCCUUUUUAAGUCCAAGGUGACCCGCUACCUCUGCUUCACCAGGGUUUUCUCUAAAGAAAACAGUCAUUUAGGUAAUGUUCUUGUGGACAUGAAGCUGAUUGAUAUAAAGGACACUUUGCCUGUAGGUUUCAUCCCGAUCCAGGAGACCAUUGACACUCAGGAGCAGGCCUUUAGGAAGAGGCGACUCUGCAUCAAGUUUAUUCCUCGAGACUCCACAGAGGCAGCCAUCUGCGACAUCCGCAUCCUGGGACGCUCCAAGCAGGCCCCUCCUCAGUAUACCUUUAUAGGAGAGCUCAACAACAUGGGAAUCUGGUAUCGCAUGGGGAAUGUACCCCGGGCCCAGGACUCCACACAGAUGCCAGCCACCAACAACAUUCAGAAUGUGAACUCCUCCUCCAGCUCAGCCCCGGUCCCCCCAGCUCCGAUGCUCAAGCAUAUUUCCAUGACACUCCCUGCCAGCUUCAGAGGGAAGAACACUACCAGACCAGACUAUGAGCACCAGAACUCCAACCUGUAUGCUAUCUCAGCAAUGGAUGGAGUGCCUUUCAUGAUCUCUGAGAAGUUUGCCUGCGCCUCAUCUGAUCUGCAGCAGGUGGAUCUGAUGGGCAUCACAAUCAAGUCUCUGGCUGACAUAGAGAAAGAGUAUGAUUACAGUUUCCGCACAGAGCACAGUGCAGCAGCUCGCCUCCCUCCCAGUCCAACACGGACCUCCCUGAGCUCCGAGGCCUGAACAUCCUUUCCCUAACAACACUAGUCCCUAUGGACACCAACAAGAGAGACUUGUACACAACUACUGAGAACCUUCCCACAACAAACAGUGAAAUUCACCUCUUCAAGCUAACUGUACUGAGAAGAAAAACAAAAAUGAACAACAAUGAAUUUUCUAACUUCUGGGACAUGUUGUGGUCUCUUUGUGUUUCUGGAAAAGGAAACUGAAACUAUUGGAAGUCAGUGGGUCAAGCAGAAACCACUACAUGCAACAUUGAGGAGUGUGCUUUUAAAAUGACGUGGAGAACACACCUUUUAAGCUCAAGGAACUAUUGAGGAGUCACACUCAUGGUUUUAAAAUGUUUUUUUUAAAGAGAGUCAUUAAGUGUUAUUUCCUUAUAAUACAAAAGGUCAUUAUUCAUCUUAAUAACUUGUUACAUACUAUAUAAAAGGAUUACAAGGGUUCUUUAUUCUGAUGGAGGAUACACAUUAGGGUCUUUGAAGUGACCUUUGUGUGAAAGCAGAUGUCAUAUAUGCCUUUCUUGUUCAUGACAUACCGGCUGCUACCCUCUGAAAGAACCAGGAAGGCAGUUCAAGUGUUAGAAAAUACAAAGGAAGAUAUAGGAUUUUGGAUUAUGUUAUUAAGCUUGUAGUGGUUUUCUUGUUUUGGAAUGAUUGUCAUUGUACUUUAGAUGUUACUGUAAUAUACUGGUGUGACUGUGAGUGCACUUUGUGUUGGGAAUUUAAGCGUGCUUCCUGUUUGCCGAAGACAUUCUGUUAACCACUCUUUCACUUUCUCUGAGCCAGCUGCUUGGAUUACACAUGGAGCCGCUGUUAUUGUUUAAAGGUUGCUAAAGCAGGACACUUGCUACUCUGCUGGACUACACAUACCACUAAUAUGAUUUUUGUCAAUACGUCUGAUGUGUUAAUGGGUUUGGAAUUGAAAUCUGAUUUGGUUCCAAACUAUCACACUAUACCAAACUAAUAACUUAUAACACUCAUCCAGUUCCAACUAUGAAUAUGAACAUUAAACAAAAAGCUCUGAAACAUUUUGGGUGAUUAGUGCAUUUGGUUGGGAAAACAUUUAGGUUUCAUGUCCAGCCCUGAUGACUUUAUAAUGUCCUUAUUCUAUUCACUGUUUGAGGUUACUUUCUGAAGUGUAAUCUAAAGAACAAGAAGAUGUUACAUAUGUUUGUCACAAAAGUGCUCUUGAUUUUAAGAGUGCGUUUGUUACAUGUGGGGGGAGAAAAAAAAACAUGCAUUCAGUUCCUUUUUAUUUUCUCUGCCCUUUCAGACUUGGUGUGUUUUAGUAUUUUUUUUUUUUAGUGUUUUUAUUUGUUAUACACAUUAUGACCACUGAGUUAAUUUCUUAUGAGCGUGAUGGGUUUUCCCCCCCAGAAGGGGUCAGUGCUGAGUCACAUGGCCAUAGGGCUCCUUGGCUCCUUCCCCACCAACAAAACCACUAGAUCAGGCAUGCCAUUUUUUUGUUUUUGUUUUUGGGAAUUGUGCUAGAUUUUCCUUGUAAUAGUGUAAUAGUUUAAACUACCUACCGCAGAUCCAUUUUUUUUUUUUAAUUGUAUUUGACAUUGAUGCAUCAUCCCUCUCAUGUCGAUUGGAUACGACAGUACGAUAAGAGUGAUGUCAUAAUCACAGAUCUUCUGCGCUUCUCUAACAAAAUGCAUUUAUUCUUUGACACUAUUUUUCUUUUUUUUUUUUUCUGUCAGUAAAACUCAACAUUUCUUAAAGAUUUUUCAGAUAAAUUUACUGCCAGCUGCGUAAGUUGAAUAAUUUAAUUUUUAGUGAAAACAUCUUUGCCAGCAUGAAAGAUGUGAAGUGGCUGAACCAAAAUUGUGUGGUUUCGUUUAUUUUUUCCCCAUGUAGUGUGUUAUAGUGGACAUAACUAAAACAAUGAUAACUGGACAACUGUCUUGUUUUAAAUAUAAAACAGACAUGUUUGUGCAUGUCUUGAGCAUGUCUCAGCCUCCAACUUCCCCUGUUCCAUCAGAGGUGUGCGCCCAUUGAUGAACCAUCCACUGUUUCUCCUUUCAAAUUUUAAACAUUUUCCAAUACAAGCCAGCCGGCCACUCUCAGACAUGGUACUUUUCAACACAGAUUUUUGGUUCCUGAAGUCACUCCUUGACUUCUCUUCCCUUUUGAAAGAUGGUGAUCUAUGAUUUGUUUAGAGAAGAGCAGGAAAAUGAGCAGAACAUGACUCUGUUCUGCUCACUUUUAACUGUACAGUGCCCGUAACAAAUGUAAAUUGCAUCAAGGUGCAUUACACAACUGAGAGCCUGAACCCCCCCUUAAUGAUGGAGAGGCCUGCUGGAUAGAGAGAUGUCAUUGUUAUUGGGAAGGAAGUAAGGCUGUGUACAUUUACAUUAUACUAAAUUUACAAUACAAGUCAAUAUUUAUCUUAAAAACUGUCCGUUUAUUUGUUCAGCAAUACAGUGAUGUAUACUCGAGGAUUGUGGGAAAGGUCAAUGAUCCUGUCUUAUUUUGCUGCCAUUUGUUUCACAACACUAAAAUUCAGUAUGUUGUGUUAUUCCGCAAAGUUACCAUGGCAUUAAUUGAUGGAUUCCCUCCCGUUGCUUUGUCUGUGUUUGUCUAAUUUAUUAGUCAUUUCAGUAUUGUGAUCAUGUUGUCUUAAAGGUUUUGUUUUCAAAACUGUAUCAUGAAACUGUCAAAUGCACUGCUGACAUUAUUAAUGGGGAUGAAAAGAUGAAUGGCUCAUGUCCAGGUGAAGCUCUGUGUCUUUAAACUACACAUGUAUCAUUUCUCAGAUGUAGUGUUUGUGUCCAGCCAAUUUCGCUGAAACAUUUAGUAGUUAACUAAUACGGCGUCUGCAUUAACGACUUGUAACAAUCCUGCUUUGUGGUGUCUGUUAGUCUGCAUGCACGGUGACACGAUGAGAUGUCAAAGGUUUCAAUAUGACAGUUAUUUUUAUAGGUUACUGAUCAAAGGUCACAGAUUUUGUCUCAUGAAUAGAUUUUAUUCACUAAAGAACGAACAAAAACAGCAUUUCGUUGAAUUUGUAUUACGAGGAAGUUUUAUUAAACUGUGAUGAGCUGAA
Molecule: messenger RNA, 4206 nt
Organism: Mugil cephalus (flathead mullet)
Lineage: Eukaryota; Metazoa; Chordata; Actinopteri; Mugiliformes; Mugilidae
Gene: mvb12ba
Product: multivesicular body subunit 12Ba
Exons: 10
Coding region: 271-1158 (295 amino acids)
Biological process (GO): viral budding; regulation of epidermal growth factor receptor signaling pathway; virus maturation
Cellular component (GO): late endosome; ESCRT I complex
Source: RefSeq, a predicted model, not a curated record